Prunus armeniaca (apricot) is the source of this 4944-nucleotide messenger RNA. NCBI's taxonomy places the organism in Eukaryota, Viridiplantae, Streptophyta, Magnoliopsida, Rosales, Rosaceae. The record is from the annotation of a GenBank genome assembly.
AUGGAUCCUUGGAAGUGCACUUUGUCUGGUGGUGCAAAUUCUCUUUCUAUGGCACCUUCAAGUAUUUUAAAUAAGUUGAAUGAGAAGGCUCAACCUGAAAAGGAAGAGAGGGAUACAGGUCAUGUUGUUGAGGCUGGAGUCGAUAUAGACAUUAGAGAGGUUUACUUUUUGAUUAUGCACUUUCUGUCUGUUGGGCCAUGCCAGAGGACUUUUGAACAAUUUGGGAAUGAUCUUCUGGAACAUCAGCUUCUACCUAGAAGGUACCAUGCUUGGUUUUCAAGGAGCGGCGUAGGAAGUGGCAAUAAUAAUGAUAAUGCCAUCUCUUUCCCAUUGAGUUACAACAAGUUGGUUGAAAGGUAUCCUCAUAUAGAGAGGGAUCACUUGGUAAAGCUUCUAAAGCAACUGAUACUGAGUAUAGCAACUCCUUUGCAUGGCAAGGUUGGAAGAAGUGCUCCGAAUGCAGCUGAUGUCCCUACAUUACUGGGAACUGGUUCUUUUUCACUUCUAGACUGUGAUAGGACUACGGAAAAUAAGAGAGUUAAGCCCCUGCCAGCUCACCUGCGUUGGCCUUACAUGCAGGCCGACCAAGUUCAUGGGCUUAGUUUGAGGGAAAUUGGAGGAGGUUUCACAAAGCAUCAUCGUGCUCCAUCAAUUCGCUCUGCUUGUUAUGCUAUUGCUAAACCAUCAACUAUGGUGCAAAAGAUGAACAACAAAAAGAAGCUACGAGGGCACCGUAAUGCUGUCUAUUGCGCCAUUUUUGAUCGGUCUGGGAGAUAUGUUAUCACUGGUUCGGAUGAUCGCCUUGUCAAAAUUUGGUCAAUGGAAACUGCGCUUUGCUUGGCUAGCUGUCGUGGGCAUGAGGGUGACAUUACUGACUUGGCUGUAAGUUCAAACAACGCUUUGGUGGCAUCUGCUUCAAAUGACUUUGCCAUUCGAGUUUGGCGUUUGCCAGAUGGAUUUCCAAUUUCAGUUCUUCAAGGGCAUACUGGAGCUGUGACUGCUAUUGCAUUUAGUCCCAGGCUUAGUGCUGUUUACCAACUUCUAUCGUCAUCGGAUGAUGGGACUUGUCGAAUCUGGGAUGCUAGGUCUUCCCAGUACCCUCCGCGGAUAUACAUGCCACAACCUUCGGACACUUUAACUGGGAGGAGCAAUGCUAUUUCAAGUACUGGACCCUCCUCAAGUAAUGGUCCACAAAGCCAUCAGAUACUCUGUUGUGCUUACAAUGCCAAUGGAACGGUUUUUGUCACCGGUAGCUCCGACACUUUUGCAAGGGUCUGGAAUGCUUUAAAAUCUAAUACAGAUGAUUCAGAACAACCAAUACAUGAAUUGGAUGUACUGUCGGGCCAUGAGAAUGAUGUCAAUUAUGUGCAAUUCAGUGGCUGCGCCAUUCCUUCAAAAUCUUCAUUUUCUGACUCUGUGAAGGAGGAGAGUAAUAUGAAGUUCAAAAAUUCCUGGUUUUGUCACAACAACAUAGUUACCUGCUCUCGUGAUGGCAGUGCCAUUAUAUGGGUUCCAAGAUCACACAGAUGUCGUGGAAAAGUUGGACGUUGGACACGUGCAUAUCAUUUGAAAGUUCCGCCUCCCCCACUGCCUCCUCAGCCACCUCGAGGAGGCCCUCGUCAGAGAUUUCUUCCCACCCCUCGUGGCGUUAAUAUGAUUGUGUGGAGCCUGGAUAACCGCUUUGUGCUUGCAGCUAUCAUGGAUUGCAGAAUUUGUGUUUGGAACGCUGUUGAUGGUAGCUUAGUACAUUCUUUGACCGGUCACACUGCAUCUUCAUAUGUUUUGGAUGUUCAUCCCUUUAACCCUCGGAUUGCUAUGAGUGCUGGGUAUGAUGGGCAAACAAUAGUUUGGGAUAUAUGGGAGGGCAUGCCUAUUAAGAUAUACGAAAUUGGAAACGUUAAGUUGGUUGAUGGGAAGUUUUCCGCGGAUGGGACAUCAAUAGUACUCUCAGACGAUGUUGGCCAAGUAUAUUUAAUAAACACGGGUGAAGGCGAGUCUCAAAAAGAUGCUAAAUAUGAUCAGUUCUUCCUUGGGGAUUAUCGCCCCCUUGCACGGGAUGAUUCUGGAUAUCCUAUUGAUCAGGAGACACAGCUUCCUGCUUAUCGAAGGAAUCUUCAAGAUCCUCUCUGUGAUUCAAGUAUGAUGCCAUAUCCCGAACCUUAUCAAAGUACAUACCAGCAACGGCGACUGGGUGCUCUUGGCAUGGAAUGGCAUCCUUCAUCCAUGAAAUUCUCUAUUGGCAUGGAUACAGGCCUAGAUUAUCAGAUGCCUCCUUUACCAGAUUUGGAAAGAAUGAUUGAGCCACUACCAGAUUUUUUUGAUGCCAUGUUAUGGGAGCCAGAAAAUGAAGUUGCGAGUGAAGAUACUGAUUCAGAGUAUCACGGUACUGAGGAAAAUUCCAGUGAAGAUGAGAAAGGAAAUAUCACCACCAGCUCUUCUAGCGAACCAGACUGCAGCACAGAAUACAGUGAAGCUGAAUGCAGUCAUAAGGAUGGCCUUCGCCGAUCAAGAAGAAAACGACAAAAGGUUGAGUCAAUAAUCUGUUCUGAGAGGCGUGGCAAGAAAAGGAAAGUGGAUGAGCAUGAUGGCAUUAUAUCUGGGAUUGAGAGAAUUAAAAAUUCAAAAGGUGGCCGGAAAGUUUCAAAGAGAAAGCCUUCCGCAAAGACAUUGAGACCCCAGCGAGUUGCAGCACGCAAUGCUAGAAAUGUGCUUUCUCAGAUCCCUGGAACAUCUACUGAUGGAGAAAAAGAUGAAGAUGAUUCAUCAAACAGUGAUUCUCUAGAGCAACAAUUCCACAUUCAAAGCUAUGGUGGUAACCAGAUGAUGCAACAAGAACAUACUAAAGAAGAACCAUCUGUCCACGAGUUUGAGGAUAUAGCCAAGACUGUUGCAGUUUCUUCAUCUCAGUCAAAUGUCAGAAGCAAGCCAAAAUUGGUUUUCAAGAUUCCACUUCGUGAUUCUAAGAAGCAAGAGGCUCCGCAGGAUGUAAAAAUCAAAUAUAAAAAUCAGGCUGAUUUGGUGUCUCCAUCUUCUGGAUAUCAAGAUAUGACUCAAGAUAAGAGGAUUAAUAAGGGUCUGGGUUCAUCUUUGCCAGAUGUGAUUGACGUGGAGUUGUCAGGAAAUCUCAUAGACAAUGAAUUCACAGAUCCCGGGCAAACUGCAAAGGCUGGAAAUUCUUUGAAGGCAUCUCCAUGUGACAAGGAUAACAGAGUUGGGUGGGGAGAGGUCAAGAUACGCACACCAAAGCAUACAAGAUCAGGAAAUCCCAUACCAAUAGAGGCAGCCACUGGAUCGCUUGCUAGUUUUGAUGUCUAUAUGAAAGAGAGGAAUUAUGUCAAUUGGGAUGAGGAACAUAAUGGAACUGAUGCAUUAGAGGAUCUGGACGGUCUCAAAAGUAAGGAGCUUUCUCAUACACUCAUAUCGUCAUCUUUUGAGUCCUCAGCUUUGGGCGAGCGCAAACCAAAAGGCAUAGAGGACUCCCUGGAGAUAGAGGAGGCUGCUGGAACAAUGCACUCUGAUGAAUUAAAGUAUAAUGCUCCCCUUAAGUUUUCUGCAGAACACCUAACAGGUUAUGGAGAUUUAAUGCCAGAAGAUCCUUCAUGCAUGGACCAGAAUUUAAAUCUGGAAAUGCCAAAAGUGAGUGGAGGUGCUGGCAGACCAGGUUCUUUGAAGUUUUUUUUCAAGGGUAGGACUAAUUCAGAAGAUGUUGAUGGUAAUAUGGAAGAAAAUACUUCAAAUGUCAACGACCGUCAUGAUUCAGGAAUUGAUCUCCCUGAAGCAGCAAUGGGUGCAAUACGUGGAACAAGAACAUUAAAGAUCAAGGCAACUUCACGGGGGGUGGGCUCUGUGAGCCGUAGCCUUAAGUUGAGAUGGGGCCAUCAAACAGCAGGGACUUCAAAAGAUGCAGAAGACUCCUCCGUUAAAGUGUGUGAUCAGAUAUAUCAAAGACCAAGGUCUACAAGAAAUCGUCAGGGUUCAUAUAAUGAUUAUGACCAAAGUUCUUUAACCCGAAGCAUGUUAGAUACCCCUGUUGGAAAGUUGUCAUGGCUGAUGUUGUCAAAACAUGAGCCAGGUUACCGUUAUAUUCCUCAGCUAGGUGAUGAAGUGGUGUACCUGAGACAGGGCCAUCAAGAGUAUCUAGAAGUAGUUAUGAAAUCAGAAGUGGGUCCUUGGGGUCCUUGGGGAUCAAUUAAGGAAAACAUCAAAGCUGUGGAAAUUUGCAAGGUUGAAAGCCUUGAUUAUGCUUCGCAGCCUGGUUCUGGGGAGAGCUGCAGUAGAAUGGAACUUAAAUUUGUAGACCCUUCUUCUGCUAUGUUUGGUAAACCAUGGAAUUUAACUUUGCCUGAAAUUGAUUUCAGUGAUUUCAUUGUUGAGAAAAUAUGGUAUGAUGCUGCUAUUAGAAGAAACUGGACCACUAGGGACAAAUGCGAGGUUUGGUGGAGGGAUUCAGAUGGAGGUGGGGAUUGGUGGGAAGGUCAAAUUGUUCGUUGUCAGGCCAAAUCACAUGAGUUUCCCGACAGCCCUUGGUUAAGAUAUGAGAUUCGGUACAAAAAUGAUGAUGGGAUAACCCAUUGUCAUUGUCCUUGGGAACUGCGUGAUCCAUUCAUAUUAUUGGAACACCCUCAUAUUAACUCUGAAAGCAGAGAUAAGCUGCUGCACUAUUUUUCUAAAUUGGAGCAGAAGGACUCCCAAACAAUCCAACAAAUGAAUCAAGCUGUUCGGAAGGCGGAUUUCUGCAACAGCUUUCCUGUGCAAUUGUACCCGGAACUAAUCCAGUCAAGGUUAAGGAAUGACUAUUAUAGAAGCUUGGAAGCUGUGGAGCAUGAUAUAAUGGUUAUGCUGUCAAACGCGAGGCAGUACUUCAAGAGAAAUGAAUUGCAAGCCCGGAUUAGGCACCUCUCAAAAUGGUUUAAGAAAAAACUGUCAAGAUUGCAGAGGUUUUGA